Molecule: messenger RNA, 573 nt
Organism: Hydatigera taeniaeformis
Lineage: Eukaryota; Metazoa; Platyhelminthes; Cestoda; Cyclophyllidea; Taeniidae
Source: the annotation of a GenBank genome assembly
AUGAUCAAACGUCACGUAAAUAGAAAUGACCUCGUGUCCGAGUUGAAGUGGUCUAUUGAGGACGUUACAAAGAUUCCUGUCGCCUUGCAGGCACUUAGCUAUGGCUCCUGGUUGUUGGAGGAUAGCGUAAGGCUGGGCGAUUACAACAUUCGGCGAGGCUCAGUGGUGCAUGUAUUGCGAAGACCCAAUCCUGCUCCGAUCUCCGAAGUCGGUAGUCAGUCCCCACAGUGUCGAACUCUUGCUAGGGACGAAGUCGACUCCAGGGCUGACAGCGGAUUUGGUGACCUGCUGGUCGUGAAACCUUCACCACUGAAACGAUUACCAGUUAGUAAGGUUCCCGAAUCCGUACCCAUUCUUGACGAACCAGUACCCGUAUCAGCGAAGGAAGAGGAUGAAGAAAAAGAAAAGGUGGAGGAGCCUGAUCCCACACCAAAGGUCACCACUCCACCCUCAGAACCCAAAGUUGAGAAAGGCGAGAGUCUUCGCCUUAACCUCCCCGAAACUGAGGUCUACCGCAAUUUUCGUCAAGCUCUAAGUGACCGCAUGGUUGCCCAAAAAGAGAAACCGAACUGA